CAAUAACCAGCCAACCAGUCAGUGCAUAAGCAACUGUGUGCGAGGGAGGAGGUGCCGCGCCCCACCUCUCGUAUCUCCAGUGAACUUCCUCUCCACCUCCUUCCUUCAAGCAGACACACGAAGGAAGAGGAAGAAGAAAGAAAGAAAAGAAAAGGAAAGAGGAAGGAAGAAAAUCAAGAAAGGAAGGAGAGUUAGGAAGCCACCUCGCUCUCGCACACAGUAAAGAAAGAUAAAGACAGAAAGAUAAAAGAAAAGAAAGAAAGACGAGGAGAAAGAAAGUCACUGAUAAUACCUUAGCAACUGUUUUCCCGUUUUCUUCCUUGCUCUUCAAUAACAAAAUAAAAAAUGUUAACUUAGAUCAUUAAGUAAAAUAAUAAUAAUAAUAAUAAUAAUAAUAAUAAUAAUAAUAAUAAUAAUAAUAAUAGUCGAGAAAUGCACGUUAGGCUCAAAAUAUAAUUGUUGUGAGAGGGAGUUUCGGCCUUAUCUACUAUAAGAGAAUAGGCCUCGUCACGGGGGCUGCCUAGGCCUAUAAAUAGCCUACAGGGGAUUCAAGGGAGGCCGUGGGAGGACUGCAAACUACUGUCACUACUACUACUACUACAACUAUUAUUAAUUUGUUAUCUAUCAAGUGUUACGUCUUACUACUACUACUACUACUACUACUACGACUACUAUUACUGUUCGUUAUCUAUCAAGCGUUACGUCUUACUACUACUACUACUACUACUCCUACUAUUACUACUACUGUUACCUGUCAAAAGAACAACGUAAAUAAUUCUCCUAACAGUAUAAAGCGUCGGAUUCUUCAGUAAGGGGUUCGAAGAAGGAUCGAACUCUCUUCCCGUGACUCGAGAUAGAUUCACCUCGGAAAACACCAGGCAGUAGUGGGGUAGCAUUUCUUAUUACUCUUGACACCUAUAUAAUGUUACCGUGCUCCUGGUUGAAGUCAUUUAAGAAGGUUUAGAUUGUUUACGUGCGAGUUAAGGUGUUCAAGUAUCAUAGUGAGGCCUUCCCACUGUUUACGUGUGAGUUAAGGUGUUCAAGUGUUAUAGCGAGGUCUGUGGGAAGCUGUUAUUGAGUUUGUUGCCAAGUUCAGAGAUUUAUUCCUUAUCUUUGUUGUUAUAUAGCGGGGAAAAAGAUGAAAUUAACUUUACAUUCCUGGUAGUAAAGAAUAAUAGCAAAUAACUUGUCGUUGGGGAAAUAUAUUAAUUAGUAAAGUAUAUAAAACAUCUUAGUUACUCCUUUAAAAGAUUAAUAUUAACACAGGAAAAGAAGGUAGACAGAAGGAAAAGAAAUUAGGAAAACAAUUAUUGAGGCAAACAUUAAACGAUAAGCCACAAAGGAAAAAAAGAAAGGAGAGGAACAUAAAUCAAGAAAACGAAGAUUAGUACAGAGAAAAAAUAAAUAAAUAAACGGAUACAACAAAGAAGCUCAUAAGAAAGAGAAAGAAAAGGAGAAGAACAAAUAAACAAAAAAUAUAGGCAGAACAAAAGCUAAACCGAAACGAACUGCAAGAAGAAACUAGAAGAGAGAGAGAGAGAGAGAGAGAGAGAGAGAGAGAGAGAGAGAGAGAGAGAGAGAGAGAGAGAGAGAGAGAGACCCACAAACAAGCAAGACAGAAGAACUAGAGCACAAAACAAACUAAAAAAAAAAAAAAAAAAACACACACAUAAAGAAAGGACGAAAACAAGAUCAAGAACAAGAUCACCGAGAAGCACAAGAGACACCACAGCCACAUCAUAGAAGCACACACCACAGCACAGAUGGCUUCCAAACAUGAGGACUCGAGCAGCCGUGCAACCCAAGCUGACAUCAUGGGAGCAGACCCGGGGGAGAUCCAGUCCUUGGCCCCUGGUAGCAAAGCACUGGGGGACGGGGGUGUGGAGCCUUCGAGCGACGACUCCUCAGACACAGGGGAGUCAAACUGAAGAAGGAACUUGGUCUGAUGGACGGUGUUGGUAUCAUUGUUGGCAUCAUCAUAGGUUCUGGAAUCUUCGUGUCUCCCAAGGGCGUUCUGGAGUACAGCGGCUCCGUGGGCGUGGCGCUAGUGGUUUGGGCGGUCUCCGGGUUGCUGUCCAUGGUAGGCGCCCUCUGCUACGCCGAAUUGGGCACAAUGAUCCCCAAGAGUGGCGGUGACUAUGCUUACAUUCACGAGGCGUUCGGACCCCUGCCUGCCUUCCUGUACCUGUGGGUGGCGCUGGUGAUCAUCAUGCCCACAGGUAACACGGUCAUCGCCCUCACCUUUGCCAACUACAUCCUCCAGCCAGUGUUUCAUGCCUGCGAGGAACCGCCUGACAUUCUCGUGAGGAUGAUCGCCGCUCUUGUUAUAUGCUUCCUUACAUGGGUUAAUUGCACCAACGUGAAAUGGGCCACGAAGGUUCAAGACGCGUUCACAGCCGCUAAGAUUCUCGCCCUCCUCAUCAUCAUCAUCGCGGGCAUCUACCACCUGUCUAUGGGGAACCUGGACAACUACAAGAGGGCCUUUGAUAAUACCAACUGGGACAUCGCAGCCUUCGCCACCGCUUUCUACCAGGGCCUCUUCUCCUUCGCUGGCUGGAAUUACUUAAACUUCGUAGUGGAGGAACUCAAGAACCCAUACAGAAACUUGCCUAGAGCCAUCAUGAUCUCAAUGCCUCUCGUCACCAUCAUCUAUUUCCUCGCCAACCUCGCCUACUUCGCUGUGCUGACACGCUCCGAGAUCCUGUCCUCCAAUGCCGUGGCUGUGUCCUUUGGUAAUCGGAUGCUGGGUGUGAUGCGGUGGACGAUGCCUUUCUUCGUCGCCUGCUCCACCUUUGGGAGUCUCAACGGCGGGAUCUUCGCCUCCUCACGCCUCUUCUUCGUGGGGGCACGUCAAGGCCACCUCCCUCAGAUCCUCUCGCUCAUCAACAUUAAGAACUACACGCCGGUGCCUUCCCUGAUGUUCCUGGGCCUGAUGACGCUGUUCAUGCUGAUCACAUCGGACAUGCAGGUGCUCAUCAACUACAUCUCCUUCACCGAGUCGCUCUUCAUCCUUAUGUCCAUUGCUGCCCUCCUGUGGCUGCGCUACCGGGACCCUCACCGCACCCGCCCCAUCAAGGUGUGGAUUGGCUUCCCCAUCCUGUUCUUCAUCAUCUGCCUCUUUCUGGUGGUGCUUCCCAUCAUCCAGCGGCCCAUUGAGCUCGGCGUGGCCAUCGGCAUCAUAUCCAUCGGCAUCCCUGUCUACUACUUAGGCAUCCACAAGGAACACUCGGAGAGAUUCACCAAGUUUAUGGGGAAGGCCAUGUUUGCCAGCCAGGUGCUGACAAUGGGACUGCCGGAGGAGAAGAAUGAAUGAUGCAUGCUAAGAGAGUGGACUAAACAUGAGAAGGAAAAUACACAGCAAUGUGAGAGAAGUAGAUGAGGAAGGCUCUUGAAACUGACCACUGUACAUUGGCAAGAAUAUUGAUGAGAGAAACUUACAAGCAACAGUAACAGGGAUGUGGCUGAAGGAAGCUCUGAAAAGUUACAAAAAUAGGGAAGAAAUGAAUGCAGGAAAGAAAAAAAAUCACCAGUAAUAGUAAAGAAACAUGAUAGAUAUGCCCCCAAGAGAAAUAAUGCUACAACAAGACCGUGUUGUGAAAAAAAAUAGAUGUGGAAAAAUGCUAUGAUGAAAACUCACCUUAAGGAAAUCACCAGUAUUAUUUCAUCACUGUGAUUUUAUGAAGACAUGUAUUAGGUACUUUUAGUCACAGCUUGAGAAGGGGGAUAUAAUACUAUGCACUUUCUGUCUUGUUCUGAAGUCUCCAGGUGACUUGUGUUGCUGACAGGCCCUAAGGUAAGUGUGUCAUUUCCAUUUCAUAUGUGCACUUCAUGAGAUGUGUGUAUGGUAAGACAUCCACUUGGUGCUUCAUAUCUGCCCAUGCUGCAGGUCUAGGCAAGGUAUUUUAUGACUUUAUUUUGUGAAAGGAAAGACUUACCUGGUUUUGCUGUUGAAAUGUCUAGAUAUAAUGCCUACAUUUAAUGUUUGCUUAUUGUGUGGAAAAGCAUAAUGCAGCUACAAAUUUUACUUUUUAUUAUGCCAUAUAAAAAGUGAUGAUCUUAAAAACAGCCAGAAAGGGACUGCAGACACUGAUCCUAUUGUGAUAUGCAAAACAAAGAAUGUGUUCAUGUAUAUAAAAGGCUCACUACCACUGUGUUGAGAAGCUGUUAUGCCUUCCUGAUAUGAGGAUCUUUACUGCAGGAUGACAAGUGUUAGGACGGAGAUGUUUACAUAUGCAAAAAAGAGGCUCAGUGUUAAUAUAUUGAGGAGGCUUAGUCUUCCACUCAGGGUCCAAAGUGUCCUUACAGAGGUGAAUGCCGCCCCAGCACUGGGUCUUCCACACUGCUGUGUAAAUAAUGUGGACACAGGUAAUUUUGAUAAAGUUUCCAGGUUGUUAUGUGUCUCUUCCUUAUAUGUACCCAUUGUCUGCUGGUGUGUGUAUCAUCCUCAUUCUGCCAGUGAAACAUUUCCAGACAUCACAUUUCAUUUUUGUAUUAUUUUCUACUCAGGAUGUGCAUAAUGGUGGAGGGUUUGGUGGAGUGCUGUGUCCAUUCCCUGUGGAGCAUCAUAGAAACUUUGAGAAACUGAUGUGAAAGCAGAAAACUGGCCAUGGGAGGCUGCCAGGAGGGCCUGAACACCUGGCAGGUCACAAGGAAAUGCAUGUGACACGUUACCAAUCAGACAAAAUUAUUGAGGCCUGAGUGAAUUUUGGCUCUACUUGACUCCUGUGCCAAUACAGUAGUUGCUAGCAGAGUGAGCAGUAUUCACUCUCAGGAGAGGAAACUAUAAUGCUUCAGAUUCCAGAAGAAGGAUUGAAUUGUUUUUUAAUGCCUUCACACUCUACAGUGAUGCUUGAGUCUUGACUUUCCAGAGGGAAGAGCAACAUGACACCAGCCAGUCCCUCUCCACUGACCAGCUCAUCUCAUGUUUGUUUGUUGUUAAGAAAUACUGAUGGAGAAUUUAUUUAAGUGAAUUGCUUGUGUAUACUUAUUGUUGUUUCUUAUCACAUAUGUCAAUUCUCAGUACUGUAUUGUAUAUUGUGGAUCUGAUUGUUGUUGUAGCAAAACCUGCAGCUUGAUGAAUUACCAUCAGGUGACUAAGCAAGCAUGGUACAUACUUGCCUUUCAAAGUCAUUGUUCCAUUAUUGUAUUUUGUCUAUUUUCUCAAUUCAGCUGUGGCUUUUCACUUUUAUUCGUAUUUCUUUUCGGAUCACAUUCUUGUCCAUUGUUUUCCACAUCUAUUUAUCUUUUCUUUUUGAGUAUGUCAUCAUUUCUGUAUGAUUAUCCCUCAUGAUAUCCCUAUAUUCACAAGCAAGAACUAUUAACUGAACUGCUAAUUUACAAAAGAACCUGAGCAGUUAUAUGAAGGAAAAGACACUGAGAGUAAUACAGGAAUAUAAAUUAUAUAUACUGAACCUUGAUGUUGAACCUGUGGUGUUUAUUGUUUGCUGUUUGAAAACUGUGACAGUCUGGUUUGUGUAUACUGAAUCAUAGGUCAAUGUAAUUUGUGGUGUACAGCAGACACUUGACACAUCAAGGCACUCUAGUUUGCUAUGACAGUCAGAUGAAGUCCUGAAAAUCCCAAGAUACCAGAGUUUUGCUGUAUAAUGUGUCAUACGUUGGUCUUGUGUGGUCAUUUUCCCUUCUCAUGUCUUGGUACUCCCUCCUUGUUACUUUGUGAUCAUCAUUCAGUCAUCAUGUCUCUCUCAUGACUUCUUUUUAGCAGUGUUUCCUUGUUACUGAAUUUGAUAAGUUUGUUAAUGUUAAUCCUGCUUGUGGUGAUGGAAAACAUAUUUUUUUCGCUAUUUUCCUUGGGUGAUGGUUUUUGAUUUAUUGAUUUUUGUUGGGGAUUUACAUGCUCACGUGUUAUACUGGUUAUAAACGUACAUAUUUUUUCUAAGCUUUGCUAUGUGUAUAUGGCUCAUACCCUGAAUAGGUAGGGCUUUUACACAAAACUGUGAUACAUUUAUGGUGUCUUUGCACCUGUCUGCCUUGCCUCAGCUAGUUUUUCAUUGCAUUAAUGUACAGAGUACAGAUAGCACUGAGGCUGGUGCUCUGCACUUCUGGACACUAAGUGAUGAGUAAUCAAUGUCUUGUUUCUUGUUGUUGGCAUUUUUAGAAUUUUUAUACCUGUUACGUCAGACAGCUUAAAGACAAAGCAGAAAACACAUGGCAGCCCAGGAAGCCUGUUCAGUGUUUGGCUCUGGUGAUUUCUGGCUCAUUGACAUGACAGUCACCUUUUUAUACAUUCAUCUUGUUUGUAUAUACAGUGUAAAUAUUGAUCCUUGGCCCUGGUGUAGUGACAGGCCUCCAUCUCUGUAGAUGCCACACUGGGUGACUGUCUAAGGCACUCACGUGCAAGUGUGUGUGAGCAACAGACAUCACACAGGAAUGGUUCCUUAAUUUUUGUACAUGCAUAUGUGUAUAACCUUUUAAAAAUCUCUUGCUAGAAUUUCAGUUUCAUUCUGUUACUAAUGGGAGAAGGUAAAUUUAAAAUAUUUUAAACUUUUGUUUCUGUUCAAAUACUAAUUGACAAUAACUAGUUGAGUUAGGACUUAAUUUAUAUACAUGUAUUCCAAGUAUAUGAUUUACCUACUCACUGCAACUGAAGUUCUGAAUUGAUGGCACUGUCUUGUGGCAAUCACGCCUCCUGAGGUGGCAAAGGUCAGGCUGAGGAGGCUGACUUGUACUGUAUUGAGUGGUAUUAGGUGCCAGGGUGUUACAUGUGCUAGUUGACAGAGGGCAGGAGAGGACCAGUGUGUGUGUGUGUGUGUGUGUGUGUAUGUGUGUGCAUUUUUUCAAUACAUAGGAAAUGAUUACAUGACAUAGUUCUUAAUCAUCCAAAUGUAACCGUGGGUGACAGGAUGAGCCAGGGCGCAGUAAGGGAUCCACACUGCUGUGGCAGGGAUGGAUGAGUUUGGCCAAAUUUCAUAAACAUUGUGUGUGAGAAUGUGUUGGGAAUGAUUCAAGAAAUCUAAUUGUGUAUUAUUUCAUUCUGUGCAUUUGUUGGAACACUAAUACAUUUUGUUAAAAUUUUGCCAUUUAAAAAAUGGGUUUGAGGUAAAUGUGUGGGUUGUCUGUUGGAGUACAUGACUCUCUUCUUUACUUCCAUCUCCUUCUCUCCCUUUCUGGUGCAUCAUUCACUAAGUUCUCAGUGUCUUAAGUAUCAAGGAUAAGAUUAAGUAUUUUUAUAAGUUUCUUUAAAAUAUGUAAAAUGGUUAUAUACGGAAAUUAAUAAAGAAAUGAAAACGUA
Scylla paramamosain (green mud crab) is the source of this 7249-nucleotide messenger RNA. It is a transcript of the gene mnd, whose product is annotated as large neutral amino acids transporter small subunit 2-like. Gene Ontology annotation, cellular component: membrane. The transcript is spliced from 9 exons. Gene Ontology annotation, biological process: amino acid transmembrane transport. Gene Ontology annotation, molecular function: L-amino acid transmembrane transporter activity. The record is from RefSeq and is a predicted model, not a curated record. NCBI's taxonomy places the organism in Eukaryota, Metazoa, Arthropoda, Malacostraca, Decapoda, Portunidae. The coding region runs from base 1946 to 3313 and encodes 455 amino acids.